AUGAAUGGCCAUUCAAUGAUGAUCACUACGCCCGAGCAUGAACCAUCAUCAUCCACCAGCAACAGAAAUCGGUGGUCAAGCCAUCACACCUCUUACCAAAACGGAAAUUCUAACACAGCCAUCACAUUGUCGAAUGACCAUGCACACCAAAAUGAUCAUUCAAGACCCUAUUCAUACCCAUCGCUUCGUGUUCAUACGCAGAACAACCACUUGGACACCGGUUCCGUAACGCAUAUUCAGGGCUCAUUGGAUUACAAUGCAAUGGUUGAUGAUGAAGAUCAUUUGGUUGACGUUUCAAACCACAACGUGAAUCAUUAUGCACCAUCUGAAGCCUUCUUGCAACCACCUCCAUAUCCUGGACAGCAUCGUGAUCAUCAUAACCCUCCUCACCACCAACAUCAUCAAGAGAUACCGUUCAAUAGAAACCGAAGUGGAGGGAUGCUUUCCAAUGCACCUACAACCAGCUUUGGAGGUUAUCAAGUAGAUCAGAACAUUCAACACAGAAUGGAUACGAGUUCUCAUGCUGCAAGUACAGCACCUGUCGAGCACCAUCAUCAUCCAAACAGCAGCAAUGGAACUGCUCGUGCCAAACAACCACAAUAUCAAGCACACCGAAAAGCAGUCAUCAUGCCUGGAGGUUCCUUAAAUUACCCUCAGCAACAACAACAGCAUGAAGAACAACCUGCAAGCCUCAUCAUGAUGCAACUCUCAGAGGAAGCAGCACGACGCAAUCAUCAUCAGGGUCAUUCCUCCUACGCUGGCGUCCCUGAACAACCAUACAGCAGUAAUUUUUACGGUAAUCGAAAUGAGCCCAUGCUUCAUGAUGAUCCGCAUUCCCACCAUCAUCAUCAUCACGCUCCUACCACUUACACUCCAAAUUUCGGAUCACAGGUCAACAAUAAUGGCUUACCAACAAACAUGAACCCACCCAUCUCUGUAACAGCCAAUUAUUCGGGAAGUAAUAACACGACAACCUCUGGAAUGAUUCCUCCACCUGUUCCCCCAAGAAAGCCUUUGCAACGACGUGGCAGUAAUCAUACCAAUACGACCAUUUCCAAUUUUGAUAAGGAGUCAAUUUCGUUUUAUUCGACAGCACCAUCCUCAACAACGAGCGAGACUUUGAAUACGAGCAUGAAUUCUGCGAGCAUCACAACAUCAGCAAUGAGCAAUAAUAACAAUCAAGUGAAAUCAUUCUCCAAUUUUCAACCCAAACCACCCAAGAAAAGCCCUAAGGUUGUUUCGAGACAGUGUGAAAAUCCAAAAUGCAAUACUACAGAUACUCCGUUGUGGAGAAAGGGAUUUGCUGUAGAGGGAGGAAGACGUGCCAAUCUUUGCAAUGCAUGUGGCUUGCAUUACAGAAAGGGUCACUUUUGCAAAUUUUGCAAUGAGAUUUACAGAGAUUCUAGUGAGCUUGUGAAUGCUCCAGAACCAUGGGUCACUUGCCCAAAGUGUGAGAGAUGGGCCCAUAAGAAAUGUCUCAUGACUGCACUUCCAACUAUUGAAAAACAAUUUUUGGUAUUGAAUCGUGUAGUUUGUGACGAAUGUAUGAAUGGAACAAGCUCAAAUACCACAACUAGUGCAACGAAUUCUACCGUUUCUACAAAGAAUGUAAUGACGAGCUCAACAAGCAGUAAUGACACUCCUUCACCCACUGUAUCUGUCACGUCCAGCAACAACAACAACAACAACAACGGUAGACUAGGAGUCGACGAUAGUCAGUCUUCUUCACACAGUGGUCAAACCACCCCUGUGAGUUCAACACUUUUCCAAAACACCAGCACUGCUCUCACCAACAACAAGUCCUCUCACUCUGGAAAUAAUUCUCCAUUGAAUCAUGUUGUGAUUAAUCCAACAAGCACAAGUACUGCAUUUGCUGCCAAUUCUGGCUUGGGCAGCAACCAUUCUGUGGGUCGACCUCAAUCCUUCCAGCAUCCAACAACACCUGUUCAAGUACGUGUUGCUCAACGACCUUUCACUGUGAGUGGAGCAAGUGAAAAUGUAGUUUCCCUCUUGAAGAGACACAAUGACACUGCAGGAACCUUUUUGAAUGAUCCAAGCAAUGGUACUUCAACGAUUAAGAAUGAACCUUUAACAUUACCUUCGAUUCAGAACUUGCUGAAUAAAACAAAUUUCUGA
Naegleria lovaniensis is the source of this 2136-nucleotide messenger RNA. RefSeq lists its product as uncharacterized. NCBI's taxonomy places the organism in Eukaryota, Heterolobosea, Eutetramitea, Acrasida, Naegleriidae. Gene Ontology annotation, biological process: regulation of DNA-templated transcription. Gene Ontology annotation, molecular function: zinc ion binding; sequence-specific DNA binding. The record is from RefSeq and is a predicted model, not a curated record. The transcript is spliced from 2 exons. Bases 1 to 2136 code for a protein of 711 amino acids.